Paramecium sonneborni is the source of this 352-nucleotide messenger RNA. NCBI's taxonomy places the organism in Eukaryota, Ciliophora, Oligohymenophorea, Peniculida, Parameciidae. The record is from the annotation of a GenBank genome assembly.
AUGGAGGAUGUGCUUAAAUUUUAUAGUCUAAAUGAAUCAAUUAAUUAAUUAAAACAAUAAUCCUGCAUAAGAACCUUUCCGUAACUAUAUAUCAGCAAAAAUAAAUUGACUUAAAUAAUAUCAUAAUAAUAUGAUAAUCCUAUGUAAUAUAAACCAAUGCCUUUUGAGAUUGUAUCAUUGAGUGAAGUUAAUGAUUAAAAAGAAGAAUCGUCAAUUAUUUAAAAAGAAUAGACUUUAAUACUUAAUAAAGAAUUACAAACUCCAUUAGAAUUAAAUUUAUAACUAAAAGCUAAAAAAUGUAUGAAUCUUUUAGAAGGAUAAAGUAAACAUGAAAAAGAGCAAUAAAUAAUGA